Messenger RNA from Hyalella azteca, 2739 nucleotides. RefSeq lists its product as uncharacterized. NCBI's taxonomy places the organism in Eukaryota, Metazoa, Arthropoda, Malacostraca, Amphipoda, Hyalellidae. The record is from RefSeq and is a predicted model, not a curated record. Gene Ontology annotation, molecular function: protein binding. The transcript has 8 exons. The coding region runs from base 307 to 2169 and encodes 620 amino acids.
CAAUUUUUCUUAUUAAUAACUGAAAAAAUGGGAAAAGACCACAGGAACUGGUGAAACUGACCAGAUUUGCGGGCGCUGUUGUCUGAUUCACGGGUGGCUUCUGCUAAAUUUUUCAGUUAGGAUAUUCAUGAGGUUGCCUCCCAUGUCCCCCUAGUUUCUAUAUUUAUAUAAUAAUGUAAUAAGAAAUUUGAAGGCCUUAGUCAACUCCUUGUUAUGUAUACUCCAUUUUUUGGCCUUGCAUGUGAUACUUAUCGAAUGUUCAAUCACCUCUAUAAAUAUCAUGUAUAAAUACUCAGCACUGUAAGAAUGGGUAGCUCUUCCAGUAAAGAUGUGGUUGAAGAAGCAAGGCAACAGAAGCUUGACGUGUCUCAUCAACUUUCCCCUCUGCAAUACAAAAAGCACACUGAUGGUGAAUGUCUGGAAGGAUGUCUCCUGGAACUUCCAUGGGAGAUGUGCUACAAUACUAUUUCUCUCUACCAGAUAGUUGAUGCCAGCUUCAAUUUCAUUGGCUCAAUUCCAUCGGAGCUUUCAUUACAUGUUCCUCAUUUGCGUCAUCUGGACUUGUCCCACAACCAGUUGACUGCCUUGCCCCCCACAUUCCAGCUACUGCUGCACUUGCGCACACUGUACCUCUCACACAACCGAUUCAAACAGUUCCCAGGAGUUGCUGUGUUCAAGCUUCCUCACCUCCACACACUUGACAUUUCUCAUAAUCACCUUAAAGAGCUACCUCAGCAGGGCUGGCAACAACUUUCAGAGCUAGAGCGUCUUAAUCUGAGCCACAAUGAGCUGCAUUUACUGCCUAACUCGCUGGCUCUCUGCGAUCGUCUCUCAGUUUUGGUUGUCAAGAACAAUCCUCUGAUGCAUCCUCCAGCACACGUGUGCGCUGAGGGCAGCAGUGCAAUACUCGGGCAUCUUUGGAGUCAUUUGCCGUCUCCCAAGCUACCUUCCAGUUGUCGGGUGCGUGGCGACAACAUGUCUGCGUCUGUCAACAACCCUGAGAGCGCCUGGAGACAGUACCAGCAGGGCAGCUACACCGGGCCUGGCAACAAGCGCAAGUGUCCUCUCAUGCCUCCCAGAGACGCUGCUACGCUCCCGCCUCAUAAGAUAACUCAGGCACUCAUGGGCCUAGUGUACGGAGCGGUGGCGGCAGAAGCAGUGGGCCUGUCCUGUUCGACUCUCACGACGCUGGAGACUGUGCUGCGGUGGGGCGGCGUCGUGGAUGAGCUGGAGUGGGCAGCUCAAGCCCACCAGUGGACCGUGCAGGGCAUCCCUGAACUUGACGACCGUCCGGGCGCCCCCAUCUCUCCCCUCCUCGCCGCUGUGUGUCGUAUGUCAUCUAGACAUUAUUCAAUUCAUUUGUUACAGGGCCGUUUUGAAGGCAAGUUGACCAAUACAGCUGCGAUUGAGGAAAUCUUGGACGACCUCUUCAGAACGGCUGUGCUGUCGAUGCCCGAGAGUCUUGAGAAGGCAACACUGACGAAGCUUUGGACUGGAGACUUGGCCCCAAGGGAGGCUAACUUACCGUCGUCCCACGUGGCUCUGACGCUCGCGUACCUCAAGCAAGCCUUACUGAGUUACUGUGCAGCGGUCUUUGGCCAAGAUUCCUCUCUGGACAUCCAGCGUAAUGAAGUCAAUGUUAACGUGCCUUAUGAUACUGGUAGCGAAGAUAGAAAGUAUACCGGGAGUAAGGGAGUCAGUAGGAUGCUCUCGGAUAGUGUAUUGAGCAUUGCAUCUAAAUCGGCAACCAGCGAAGCCGCUGAAAAAACCCGCAGCAGGAGUCUUGUUAGUAGCCCUGUUGAAAUUCGUAUCAAUGACGAGGUCGCUUCUGGGAUGUCAUCAGACGUUCAUGUCUUGGAUGAAGUAGGCCUCCAUAAAAAUGACAAAGAAGAAUCAACGAUGUAUUUACCGAACAGUUCUUCUGAAAGUCCGGCAUUAACAGCCUCUUCCGCUGACGCUGCCAAGGUGUUCAAGAACGUUGUGAGUGAGAUGUGCAUGGAGGGAGGCUGGGGUGUGUGUGCUCAGGCCUGUGUCGUGGGAGGAGUGUUGGGUGCCUUUGGGGGGUACGACGCUCUGCCCACUGACUGGCUCAAGAAAUUCCCUGCCUCCAACAAGCGUUACCUCAAUGCAAGGGUUAACUUCCUACUUGAUUUGUUUGGACUACCUUAGGAAUAAAGUCAAGAUGUUACUAGGCUGUCGAAAAUUAUGAAAUUACCUAAGUUUAGUUUGACCAUCUGGAAGCAUUAAAUUUUGCAGUGUUUACUAUUAUUAUUGUUGUGAUAAUUAUUUCUGUUAUAUAAUUAAAAGUUUUUGCUGCAAGUGAUGGGCGCGUGUUACUUGUUAAUAAUUUGUCGAUUUUGUAUUUUGAUUAAAUGCUGAUAUGAAUGCGUGUUCAAUUUUGUAAAUCUUUUACUUCAUUUAUAUAAUAUCUGUUUUUUGUAAUGUCUAGUUCUCAAUAUCACAUUCCUUCUAUUUUUAUUGUUUUUAGCUUUUACAUUCCUUUGUUUAAGAUCUGUGGUAUUUUGAAGAUCUGGGCCUGUUUUGUAUAGCUAAUUAAAGAGACUUUAUACGCAAAUAUUUAUUUGUUUUUACCAAUUAAUGAAUCUAUUCAACUUAAAUGUUGUUUUGGGAUUUUAUUAUUCAAUAGUUAUUAAAAAACAAGCUAGCAAUGCGUGAAAUGUCUGCAUAUUCUAAAUAAUUGAGUAUAUAAUUUGUUCUUCCAUCACCGCAUUGCCGACA